ACGUCACCAGAGGUGAAUACACAACCGAAAGUGAGAGAAGUUUCUCAUUUACGUUUGUUUGCCAAAGUGAUUGAUUAUUCUUAGUGUUAAUCAAACCAGAGCACAGAGAAGAUUGUUUGGAAUGUUAUAGUAAUUUACAGGCAUUCUUCAUAAACUUCUUAUUUGAAGAAUGUGGUUAAAGUUUUGGAUAAUCGCCUUGUCGAUUGGCUCACUUGUGAUUGCCGAAGACGAAAUUAAAAAAGCUGCUGAAGAAACCGGUUCAGAUAUCGAAGCAGCUGAAGAAGAAAUCCAAGAUGAAUCAGAAACCACUAUUGAUAAAGUAGAGACUUUCAGUGCUGAUAUCAAUUUCAAUUCGUGGAGUGAACUCUAUGACUAUUUAAAGGAAAUUGAAGAAGCCACAAGUGAGACUUCAGAAGAUGCAGUUGAACCUGCAGUGCAGCUUCAAUUGAUGACUGAUGGAGAUGCCUUGACUUUGGAUGGAGAAAACAAUGAAGAGGGAGACCCUGUUGUUGUUCAUGGGACAAUCGGUGAAGUGAUACACGAAGUCCCUGCUCCUGAUCUUAGUAAAAGUGAAGUACUAAUUGGUGAUGAGGAAGAUGCUCAAAAGCCAGAUAAACCUAGGAUCAUCACUACAAAAGCUGAUUGGACUUUUAUCCAACAUACUUUAAAAAAAUUGGAUGAAAAAGAGGCUCUUGUAACUAUGAAACCUAAGCAAGAAGAUGAGAUUUCAGAUGAAGAGCUUACUGAGGAUGAAAGAAAAGGCAAGGAAAUCUUUGAAAAGGGGAAACAAAUCACCACUUUGACCCGAACUAACCGCAAACUGGCCCACAACUUGUUCGUGGAAGCUGCCGAACUGGGCUACAUUCCUGCGAAAGAACGCGUUGCGUGGUCUCAAUUGCUGGGAUCCAACUCGCUUGAAGAACUUCCUACUGCAAGGAAAACUUUUGAAGAGCUUGCAAAUCUUGGGAGACCAGAUUCUCAAACGGCUAUGGGAUUUUUAUAUGCUACUGGUUUAGGUGGCCUGGAACCCAAUGGAGCGAAAGCCCUUCUGUACUACACAUUCGGUGCUAUCGGGGGAUCAUCUUGGGCUCAAAUGGCUUUGGCAUACCGUUAUUGGUCUGGAAUCGGCGUAACGCCUAGUUGUGAGAAAGCUCUGGAUUUUUACCGUCGAGUUGCGAAUGGAGUGGCUGACGAAUUAACUCUCUCGGGUGGCACAGCAGUUCAUCGUCUACGUCUGCAUGAUGAAGCAGAGAAUCCAGGUCAAUCAUCCGGCGUCCUUGAUUCCGAUCUCAUCAGUUAUUACCAGCUUCAGGCAGAAAAAGGAGAUGUGAAAGCACAGCUCGGGCUGGGACAACUGCAUUAUCAGGGAGGUAGAGGUGUGGAGCAGGAUCACCAACGAGCGUUGAACUACUUUUUACGGGCCGCCGACGCAGGUGAUGCCCAUGCUAUGGCUUUCCUCGGCAAGAUGUAUCUGGAAGGAAGUGAAGCUGUACCCCAAGAUAAUGCUACAGCUUUUCAGUACUUCAAGGCAGCAGCUGAGCGUAACAAUCCCGUUGGCCAAGCAGGGCUUGGUUUGAUGUACCUGCAUGGUCGUCACGUUGAAAAGGACGUUAACAAGGCCUUCCAGUACUUCAAUUCGGCCGCUGAUAGAGGCUGGGUUGAUGGUCAUCUCCAACUCGGAAACAUGUACCUCGCUGGAAUGGGUGUCCGUCGUGACUACAAGCUGGCUAUUAAGUACUUUAACCUGGCCUCACAGGCUGGCAACACUUUGGCUAUUUACCAAUUGGCUCAGAUGCACGCUGCUGGAACUGGAAUGAUUCGCUCAUGUCACACUGCAGUGGAGCUUUUUAAAAACGUCGUAGAACGAGGCAAAUGGGCAGAUAAAUUAAUGGAAGCCUAUGCAGAUUAUCGAGACGGACAUGUUAAUGAAGCACUGAUUAAAUAUAUGCUUCUUUCCGAUCUCGGUUACGAAGUGGCCCAGAGCAAUACCGCUUUCAUCCUAGAUCGCAAGGAAACUGAUCUCUUCAACGUGAAUGAGACAAUGGUUCGGGCCCUCCAAUAUCUUGGACGAGCAGCUGCUCAGGGUUACGCCCCUGCUCGCGUUCGUCUAGGUGACUACUAUUACUAUGGCUGGGGUGCCGAAGUAGAUUUUGCAUCGGCCGCUGUCCACUACCGCAUCGCCUCUGACCAAUUGCAUAGCGCUCAAGCUAUGUUUAAUCUCGGAUAUAUGCAUGAGCAAGGAUUAGGAAUGAAACAGGAUAUUCAUUUAGCCAAGAGGUUUUAUGAUAUGGCUGCUGAAGCAAGCACAGAUGCUAAAGUACCUGUAGCUCUUGCUCUUGCCAAAUUGUCAGUUCUCUUUGGGCUUCGAUACAUGACGGAAAAAGAAUGGCAGGAUCUAACGCUCUCGCUAGACCCGGCCACCUAUUUAGGACCAGAUUGGGACUUGUACCUCAUUACAACGUUGCUUGGACUACUAGUACUGGUCGUUUACCUGAGGAGACCUCAGCCUUGAGUACGAAAGAAAUUGUGUAACAU
This is a messenger RNA of Daphnia carinata, 2535 nucleotides long. It is a transcript of the gene Hrd3, whose product is annotated as protein sel-1 homolog 1-like. The transcript has 8 exons. Gene Ontology annotation, biological process: ERAD pathway. NCBI's taxonomy places the organism in Eukaryota, Metazoa, Arthropoda, Branchiopoda, Diplostraca, Daphniidae. Gene Ontology annotation, molecular function: protein binding. Gene Ontology annotation, cellular component: endoplasmic reticulum membrane. The record is from RefSeq and is a predicted model, not a curated record. The coding region runs from base 170 to 2512 and encodes 780 amino acids.